CCAGCCACACACAGCUGCUGCUCCACCACCACACACACUUUCCCCUCCGGACACUCACACUGCGCUUUUACGCGCGGCUCGCCACGGCACUGCGCUCAGCGUGAUGGGAGGGACAGCGCGAGCAUGAGACGGACUCUGGCCACCCUCGUUUACGCCUUCAGCCUCAUUCAGAGUGGCAUCUGUGCAGACUCUGAAGAGCGGCUGAUGAACUGGCUCCUGGGAAAGGACCGUUAUAACAAGCUGAUCCGGCCGGCUCUCAACAGGACCGAGAGAGUCACGGUGAAGCUGCAGGUCUCUCUGGCACAGCUCAUCAGCGUGAAUGAACGGGAGCAAAUCAUGACGACCAACGUGUGGCUCAAGCAGAACUGGAAUGAUUACAGACUGUCGUGGGACCCGUCAGACUACGAGGGCAUCGACAAGCUCCGAAUUCCUUCCAGACACAUCUGGCUACCUGAUAUUGUUCUAUACAAUAACGCUGAUGGCACUUAUGAGGUGACAGUCUUCACCAAUGCUAUCGUCCUGUUUAAUGGUAGCAUUGCUUGGCUCCCUCCUGCCAUCUACAAGAGUGCCUGCAAGAUCGAGGUCAAGCACUUCCCUUUCGACCAGCAGAACUGCACACUGAAGUUCCGCUCCUGGACUUAUGACCACACAGAGAUAGACCUGGUCUUACUGUCUGAGAUGGCCAUCAUGGAUGACUUCACUCCUAGUGGAGAGUGGGACAUUCUGUCUCUUCCAGGGAGAAGGACAGUCAACCCUCAGGAUCCAACCUAUGUGGAUCUGACGUACGACUUUAUCAUCAAACGAAAGCCGCUUUUCUACACCAUCAACCUCAUCAUCCCCUGUGUGCUUAUCACAUCACUGGCCAUCCUGGUGUUUUACCUACCAUCGGACUGCGGGGAGAAGAUGACCCUUUGUAUCUCUGUUCUUCUGGCCCUUACUGUCUUCCUCUUACUGAUCUCCAAAAUUGUCCCACCUACUUCCUUGGAUGUCCCGUUAAUUGGGAAGUAUCUGAUGUUCACCAUGGUCUUGGUGACGUUCUCCAUCAUCACAAGUGUGUGCGUACUCAACGUCCACCACCGCUCCCCGAGCACACACACCAUGCCCAACUGGGUGAAGCUGGUCUUCCUGGACAAACUCCCCACAUUACUUUUCAUGCGGAGGCCUCACAGGAGCUCAGCCCGGCAGAGGCUGCGGCAGCAGAGGCGUCUCCAGGAUCGCAGGGCCCUGCUCGGCCUGGGUUAUGGAACUUCACGCAAGUCAACCAUCUCCUCUUCCGCCUCCGCCUUACUCGCUGCUUCCUCAGCUUCUGCUCUCUCCUCACCGGGACACUUUUAUGGAAAGAGUGCACCGUUCGGAUUCAGCCGUGGCUCCAGGAAGGGGGACCUGCGGCCCACAGAGUUUCUGCCCAAUGGUCACACCUCGACCCAGGACCUGAGGGCGGGAAGGGUGGGCUUGGACUGGGGGGCUGACGUUCAAGAGGCAGUGGAUGGGGUUCGCUAUGUGGCUGACCACAUGAUGGGAAAUGACGAUGAUCAGAGUGUGAUUGAGGACUGGAAGUACGUCGCCAUGGUCGUAGAUCGGAUGUUUCUGUGGAUCUUUGUGAUUGUGUGCGUGGUGGGCACGCUUGGGCUCUUCCUCCAGCCGCUUUUCCAGAACCAGAUCAUCCCUGUCCAGCACUCGAGUGCUGAGUCUUCCAGGCGGGAUGGGAUGUAAAGAAUGUAGGGGUGUGGAUCCCCUGAAACAAAACCAAAAGGCUCCAGUGCCAUACCAGCUCUAAACACCCCCCCCCCAUAAAAAACUGUACUGUGAUACUGUGAGAAGGUCUAUUCAUAUAAACCCCACUCUUAAUAAUACAGGUUCCUAAUUGGUUCUUGGCUGGACAUAUGAUUCUAAGGAGAGAGAAAAUAAAUGUUUAAUUGGUGAAAAACCUUCACAUUAUGUUCUUGCAGGUUCCUCACGCUUGUACAGUACUGUGCCAAAGUCAGACACCACAGCCAGCCAAAAUGGCCAUUAAGUACAAGUUAUUAAUUUUUCAUAAUUGUGUGUGUCAACACUUCGCCUUCAUUGCAGCUUCCAUUCUUUCAAGGGGAUUUGUUUUCAGUUUUUUUUUCACACCUCCAAAGCUCAGCCUCGGCUGCAUUUUCAGUUGUUCAGUUUCAAUGAUGUUGUGGUCUGGACU
Colossoma macropomum (tambaqui) is the source of this 2179-nucleotide messenger RNA. It is a transcript of the gene chrnb4, whose product is annotated as cholinergic receptor, nicotinic, beta 4 (neuronal). NCBI's taxonomy places the organism in Eukaryota, Metazoa, Chordata, Actinopteri, Characiformes, Serrasalmidae. Gene Ontology annotation, cellular component: postsynaptic membrane; neuron projection; synapse. Bases 124 to 1713 code for a protein of 529 amino acids. The record is from RefSeq and is a predicted model, not a curated record. Gene Ontology annotation, molecular function: acetylcholine-gated monoatomic cation-selective channel activity; transmembrane signaling receptor activity. The transcript has 6 exons. Gene Ontology annotation, biological process: signal transduction; chemical synaptic transmission; nervous system process.